Messenger RNA from Clarias gariepinus (North African catfish), 2515 nucleotides. Its product is annotated as CD276 antigen homolog. The record is from RefSeq and is a predicted model, not a curated record. Gene Ontology annotation, biological process: immune response; T cell costimulation; cell surface receptor signaling pathway. The transcript has 4 exons. Gene Ontology annotation, cellular component: external side of plasma membrane. The coding region runs from base 57 to 1052 and encodes 331 amino acids. NCBI's taxonomy places the organism in Eukaryota, Metazoa, Chordata, Actinopteri, Siluriformes, Clariidae.
GUGUGUGAGUGUGUCAGUGUGUCAGUUACUCUACACACACAGAUCUGAAGCGGGACAUGAGAGUUAAAUCUGGGAUUAUUUCCGGACUGCCUUCAUCUCUCUCUCUUCUUCUUCUUCCUCUUCUUCUUGUGCUGGAUGGAGUCUCCUGUUACAGUGAGUUUGAGAUCUCGGUACCCACUCGUGUACAGAUGGGUGUGUACGGCGAGUCUGUGCUUCUGUCCUGCACCUUCCCGGUGAGCGGCGCGUGGGAAGCAGACAGCAGUGUGAUCACAUGGCAGCGAAACCUAGAGGUGGUUCACAGUUUCUUCCAUGGCAGAGACCAGCCGGAGUACCAGAGCCCGAGAUACGCCGGGCGCACCAGCCUGUUCCAGCAGGAGAUGAAGAACGGGAACGCAUCGCUCAGGCUGGACCGUACCACUCUGGAGGACGCGGGGGAGUACACCUGCUCCAUCAGCACUAAGCUGGGCAGCCAGAGGAAGAGUUUCGGCCUCAAAGUAGCAGCGUUCUACCCCGAGCCUCGUCUGCACAUCUCUGUGCUGAACGACGGCCACCUGGAGGUGCUGGUGACCUCAGAGGGCGGCUACCCCUCCCCAUUGCUGCAGUGGCUGAUGGGAAACGAGAACGAUGUCACCAACAACACACACACGCAGCUGAUGCAGGACCAACACACACACCUGUACAGCGUGAACAGUAAGCUGAACCUGAGCGGCACCGUCAACUCCUCCAUCACCUUCAUUAUCAAGAACCCAGAUCUGGGCCAGGAGAUGAGGAGGAACAUCGACUUCUUCUCAGAAAAUGGAGGAUUUGACCAGACAGAGCAGCGAGCAGUAAUCAUUGGAGUUUCCAUUGUCGGAGUUGCGUUACUAGCCGUGAUCAUUUCAGUAAUUAUUCUUCAUCAAUGUUAUAUGAAGAGAACCUCCCGAAAUCCACCAGAGACCUGCGUAGAGUCAGGAGCAGCGUCCAACCAUCAGACUCGAACGGAUAAUUCUUUAAGAGAUAAAGCUAAGAAUUCUAUAGAACCUCUGUUAAAAGAAGAUCUUCUAAUUAGAUAAGAACGAUAGAUGUGUUGUUUUUUUCAAUAAACUCAGAUCACAUUAACACGGGCUGGUGAUGUCAAGAAAAGAACCAGAGGAGGUUUUUUCAUCAAACGUCCAAAGCCAUGAGAAGACGUCUACACCCUGAUCAGUAGUGCAUGUCGGUCUCUCAAACUGGAGUGUUUUGGACCCUGAUCGAUUUGGACGUUAAUGUUUUUAACGUUAAUAUAAAGAUAAUUAAGUCACAUUCCGUUGAGAGGAACUGGGUUCUCCUGCCUCAUGCUCAGCAAUUUUGGGGUAAACCUGCAGAUCUACUCACCAUCUGAUCCUGAUAAAGCACUUACUGACGAUACAUGAAUAAUUCUAUCUGUAAAAUGAAAAUGUUUGAGUUAUAGUUACAUUUUUUUUCUUUUUAGAGUUUAUACAUCUUCCUGUUGUAGUAUUGGGAAUUUUUAUUGGUUUCUUUUUAUAAAAGCUAAACUGUGACUCUCUGAGAAGCCUGAGUUUUGGAACGUUCUGUUUCUUUGUUAAUUUUUAUACACAUACUUACUUUAGGAGUUUUAUGUUUAAAAUCAAACCAGACCUCUACCAUGAAAUGGCAAUUAAAAAAGCGACAAAAUGUAAAAAACAGGAAGAAAUGAGCUUUAGGUAAACUCCUGACACACAGAUGUUGACACAGAUGUGUCGUGCUGACUGAAUCAGAUCAAAACGAACAUUUCCGUUUAAUAAUCGGUGGGAUAAAGUUAUUUAUACAAGAUGCAGAAUAGGACACUCAAAAGCUACACACACGUUUUUACUAUCUACAGAGAAUCCAGCACAGAACCCUUCUGUCCAUCAAACGGAUUUUAUUUGAUUGUAAUUCUUUUACUCCUUUUAGGAAAAAAAAUGUUUUAAAAAAUGUUUUUAAACAAGUAAAUCCAAAUUAGUUUUAAAAUUCUUAGAAAACAUUCUCAGCUGUGUGUUCUCUCCUGUGUUACUGGAUCUGAAUCAGUGUUAGUGUUCUGUAAUGACUUUAAUGUUUUAUAUCAUUAAAUGAAUAAAAUGUUAAAUUCAGUCUUGAAAAGCCGCAGGUGCGAUCACCCCAUUCUCUUAUUAUUUAUAUUUUCACAGUAAGAUAGUAAUCCUGUCUUAUUAAGCUGUAGUGCUGUGAUUGUACAGUAGUCCGUCAUCAUAAGCUGUUUUCUGUACAGUAUUUAUCUAUAUUUGUUGUUCUACAUUACUCUUGCUGGACAAGACGAGAGGAACAGAUACCGUGUUUUAAUUGUCAUGAAAUUUUUACUGCCAGAUUUUUAAAGACUCAUUUUUUUUUAUAUUGCCAAAAUAUUUAUUAAAAUUGUUUAGUUACACAUAAAUAUACAAACGUUAAUGUCUGAGCACUUUUAUUAAAUUUUUGAAAGAGCUUUUGGUCCGUGUUUUAUUCUGAAUGUAUUUUGAAGGUCAUGUUUAAACACUGCGGUGCUCUUUUCUCCAAACACCUCAUA